This is a messenger RNA of Oldenlandia corymbosa var. corymbosa, 2089 nucleotides long. The record is from the annotation of a GenBank genome assembly. Lineage: Eukaryota; Viridiplantae; Streptophyta; Magnoliopsida; Gentianales; Rubiaceae.
CACAACUUAGACAUACUUCGCAAAUUCUUUGAUUCUAAGAGAUAGAUAUGGCCAAUUCUCUUAUAUAGCGGAACGAAGAUGGUGAAAAAAAAUAAAAAAGACAAAAGACAAAAGAAGAAGAAGAAGACUGUGACUAAUCUGAAAAGGCAGAAAAUAAUUCUAUUACUACUACUAGUAGUAGUACAACAUAAGAUGAUGAGUAUAAAUUUCACCAUUUUCCUUUUCAAAAAGUUUGAGAACUGUUCAAUCAUCACUCAUCUCUCUAUCAGAAAGACUUUCUCCCUCAUCACAAAAACCAUCUUAUUUGGCCAUCUUCUACUCUCUUCCUUUCUCUCUCUCUCAAAAGGCAGCAAGUCAAGGUUCUCUCCAAGGAGAAAAGAAAAGCCUACUUACAAAACAACCUCUAAUUUUUUUUUUUUUUUCUUUUUUGAUUCCACCAUGACUGAUCCUUACUCAAGUUUCUACAAUCAUCACCAAUGGUUCAAACUCAACAACACCACCAACAACAACAACCCUUUUCACCAUUUCCAUUCCUCAAACUCCUCAAUAAUCCAUCAUCAUAAUCAUCAUCUUCAUCAGCCUCAAAAUAAUAACUACAUCCAAACCUUUUAUCCUUCUUCUAACAACAUUUCCAACAUAAUCAACAACAGUAGUUGCUCUUUCUUAAAUUUCAGCAGCAGCCCUCCUCAAUCACCUCCUCUGAAAGAAGUUCUUCCUCUCCUAAGCUGCUUAAAUAGUCCUCCUAGAAGACAUGGUGAAAAUGAAGAAGAAGAAGCAGCAGCAGCACAGCAAAAAGAUAAGCCCUUUAUUGAUAUAGAGCUGAUGAUGAAGACAAGUGGUUCUAGUAGUAGUAGCAGUACUAAUAAAUCCAAGGAAAAUCCGGAAGAUAACCAAACCCUUUUGUCUGCUGAAUCUGCUGAUGCUGAAAAUGUUACAGUUGCACUUCAUAUUGGACUACCAAACCCUAGUCCUGCUGAUCUGGCUUCUGUACUCAAGUAUUCCUCUUCUUCUUCUUCAGCUGAAAUCAUAACUACCAAUAACAAUAAUGAUAAAGAUGAUGAUCAAGAAGAUGCUUGUGGAGCUGGAUACCCAAUCAUGAUGAACAGACUCAACAAAGGGCAGUAUUGGAUCCCUACUCCUUCUCAGAUUCUAAUUGGUCCUACUCAGUUUUCAUGUCCAGUUUGCUACAAAACUUUCAACAGAUACAAUAACAUGCAAAUGCAUAUGUGGGGGCAUGGAUCACAAUACAGAAAAGGGCCUGAAUCCUUAAGAGGAACACAGCCAACAGGAAUGCUAAGGCUUCCUUGUUACUGCUGUUCUCCUGGUUGCAGAAACAACAUUGAUCAUCCAAGAGCAAAGCCAUUGAAAGAUUUCAGAACCCUUCAAACACAUUACAAGAGGAAACAUGGGAUCAAGCCCUUCAUGUGUAGGAAAUGUGGCAAGGCAUUUGCUGUGAGAGGUGAUUGGAGGACUCAUGAGAAGAACUGUGGGAAGCUGUGGUACUGCAUUUGUGGUUCUGACUUCAAGCACAAGAGGUCACUUAAAGAUCACAUUAAAGCUUUCGGUAAUGGUCAUGGUUCUUAUGGUGUCAACAGCUUUGAUGAAGAUGAUGAUCCUGCUUCUGAAGUUGAACAAGAUGAUGAUGAUGGUACUAAUAACCAAUCUAUUAUGCAUUCAUGAUCAAAUCAAUGCAGUUCAAGUAGUUAGGAUUCUACUCUUUCCGUCCCACAAAAAUUAACUAUCAAUCUUAAUUUGUUAAAUUAGAAAUAGUUUAACAAAAUGUUAUUGUUUUUCUGGGACGGAAAGAGUAUGUUUUUCUGAUAUAAUUAAAUGGCUUCUGAAAUGUUGUAUCUCAAUUCUCGGAACUACUUAGUAUUAUUAAUUCCUUCCAAGGUCUUGAAUAGGGAAUUUUACAUGUUUUUCUGUUCGAUAAUGGGCCUCUAUGUAAAGUCAUUUUGCUUUCAGUUAAGACUUUAACGGUGUUCUUCCUGAAUUGUCUUACAGGGCUACUAUAUAAUUAAUGAUAUGCUACAUAGUAUAGGCUCAUAUGUGUAUUUUGACCAAUAAAUUAAAUUCUAGUGUAGCAUAU